This is a messenger RNA of Fusarium oxysporum Fo47, 999 nucleotides long. RefSeq lists its product as uncharacterized. The record is from RefSeq and is a predicted model, not a curated record. NCBI's taxonomy places the organism in Eukaryota, Fungi, Ascomycota, Sordariomycetes, Hypocreales, Nectriaceae. The transcript has a single exon. The coding region runs from base 1 to 999 and encodes 332 amino acids.
AUGUCUCGCUACACCGCUGUUCACGCCAACACCAAAGGCCCAGGCGAUGCUCGCCCAACAGCCCUCCAAAUCAUCAAAGACGAAGGUCUCGAGGAAAAACGCCAGGGCCAAAUCUUCGUCAUCACCGGCACAUCCUCUGGAAUUGGUAUCGAAACUGUCCGCGCCAUCGCCGCGACUGGAGCAACUCUCUACCUCACAGCCCGCGACCUCGACAAGGCCAAGGCUGCCUUGGAUGGCAUCUUCGACCCCUCCCGUAUGGAACUAUUCCAGAUGGAUCAGGGAUCGCUUGCAUCUGUCCGCGCUGCCGCUGCUGCUAUUUUGAACAAGACCUCCAAGAUCCACUGCCUCAUCAACAAUGCUGGUAUCAUGGCUAUUCCUGACCUUCGCUUCACAGCCGAUGGUCAUGAGCUCCAGUUCGGCACCAAUCACCUAUCUCACUUCCUCUUCUUCCAACUCCUCAAGCCUGCACUCCUUGCUGCUGCCUCGCCUGACCUCCCCUCACGCGUUGUGGUUCUUUCGUCUUCCGGCCAUAACAUCCACGGCAUCAACGACUCUGAUAACUACGCCUUUGAGCACGGCGACUACGAUGCCAACGUCGCUUACGCCCAAUCCAAAACAGCAAACAUCUACAUGGCCAAUGAGAUCGAGCGCCGCUAUGGUGCAAAGCACCUACACGCCACUAGUGUUCACCCAGGUAUCAUUUCCACCGGAUUGACUAGGCACAUGCCCCCCGACGCUUUCAAAGGCAUGGAACAUAUCUAUCCUACAAUGAAGAGUGUCGAGCAAGGAGCUGCCACGACGGUGUGGGCGGCUGUUGGUGAGGCUUGGAAGCAUGAUGGUGGCAGGUACCUUGCCGACUGCGAUGUGGCAAAGCCGAGUGUCGGUGGAGAGGACAAGAUGAUCACACCUACGUAUGCUCCGUACGCAUACGAUGUCGAGAAGGCAGCAAGGCUGUGGAAGGACUCUUUGAAGCUAGUGGGAUUGGAGGAUGAUGAGUAG